AUGACGGCCCUCGCCACUGCACCCGUGAUGAAUGGCAGUCAUGACUCGGGUACCGACACGGGGACAGAGCACAGCCCAUCCCGCUUCACCGCAGUCAAUGGCAGAGACACCAUGGUACCUGGGAAUGGGCCAACUCCAAAUUCUGUCUCUAAUGGAGAACAUGUACUGCAAGAAAAGAGCAACCCAAAUACGAGUCAGCAACAUGACCGAGACCAUCGUGCCAAUGAACAAGAAAACCGGUUACGGAGAUCUUCUCCGAGCUCACACAACCAGGGCAAGAGAAAGAGAUCCGAAUCACGAGAACGCGGCUCAUCCAAUCCGGAAGGCAAGAACGCCUCCAGGAGCCCUGUGAACCGCUCUACGGAGAUCAACCAGUCGAACCCGGUUGGCAGUGUGCCAGGUUCAGUCUCGGAGUUUGAGCGUGGUCAUCAUUCUGUAACACCGUCUCGUCGGUCCGAGGGCAAUGAUGCGGGCCAGACAUCUGCCAAUAGUCCUUGGUCAGAGUAUGAUUCUCAGCUGAUUACCCAGGCACAACGGGCUCAGCAGAUCGAUGCAUCGGAUGCCCAUCUUGCAGACGCUCUUCAACGUGAGGCAGGCCACGAAAGGUCCUCGGGUGCGAAUCGCUCGACGCCUGGUGCACAGCCUGUAGCUUCCCCCAGCUAUGCACCGGAACGACAUGUGGCGGGACAGGUGGCGCCAAAGCGAAAGCGGGUAUUUAGUAAUCGAACAAAGACAGGCUGUAUGACCUGCCGUAGGAGGAAGAAAAAGUGCGACGAGCAACACCCGGCAUGCAAUAAUUGUCUGCGUGGUGGUUUCAUAUGUGAAGGGUACUCCUCCCGAAGCACCUGGCAAAAACCAUCGACUUCAAAAGCCCCGGUCCCUUUGCAAUCCAAAGAAGGCUAUUCGGAUGUCAAUGGCUCGUACAUGCAAGAAACGUCCCGGCACCAAGACCGCCAACCAAGCCUUGCAGAACAUGUCGACACAACCAAAUUGAGGCCCCUGGUGGUGGAGGAUAAUGACCGCCCUGCUCAACCAUAUAACACCAGCCCAACGAAUCCACCAUCCAAUCGUGCAUGGUCAAAGCAAGCUUGGCCAGGUGGCGGGCCCGGUCCCAGUGCCGGUCAUCCCUCCUAUCAAUCAGAGCCCACGGCUAAGGUAGUUGACUACCGGGAAGUUCCACCUAUCCAUGCAUGUGAGCUAUCCCGCGAGGGACGUCCCAAACCUGACUACCCGGCCAUCUCAACCCUCCGAGACCUUGGCCACGCAUCGCAUCCGAGAUCCAGCAUGUCCCUCUUUCAAAGUGGACCUGAGCAACGCACAUUGCACACCGCCGCUGUGGAUACUCAUAGUCCGCAGGCGCAGGCUCGAAUGGCGCUUAGCAUUGAGAACCAGCUCUCUGGUCGGGCUGACGAGACGGAGAAAGAGAAGAUGCUCAGAGGCAAACCCUACCGACCGUUCGAUGUCCACCUCGUCGAGGAGAGAGACCGUUGCCGCGGCGCACUAUGGAAAUUCAACAAUGCCUGCAAUCCACUUACGGGCAUCAGUUCGAAAGAACAAACCCGCCUCUUGAAGGAGGUCAUAGUCCCGCCGGCAAGUUCUAUUGUCAACUCGCCGGCUGGCACCGGUGGGGCUCGCUCGGCCGGUUCCAUUGGCCAGGGGGUGGUCGUUGAGGCGCCGUUUACCUGCCACUAUGGCUACAACCUCCAUCUUGGAGAAGAUGUCAUGAUCUCCGAGAAUUGCCUGUUUGUGGAUGACUGUGUCAUCCGCAUCGGCGCUCAUACGUGGAUAGGGCCCAGUGUCAAAAUCAUCAGUUCGACCGCUGUGCCCAACAUGCAAGAGCGCAAGGGCUCGCAAAGUCAGUAUCAAGGCCAACAGGUCACCAUCGAAGAAGAUUGCUACGUGGGUGCGGGAUGCACCAUCUAUCCAGGCGUUUGUCUGCAUCGAGGCGUUUAUGUGGCACCGGGAGAGAUUGUCAAAACGGACAUCCCAGCUUACGGCUUUCAGGGUACCAAGCCCAAGCCCUCAGUUUGA
Penicillium bovifimosum is the source of this 2031-nucleotide messenger RNA. RefSeq lists its product as uncharacterized. The record is from RefSeq and is a predicted model, not a curated record. Lineage: Eukaryota; Fungi; Ascomycota; Eurotiomycetes; Eurotiales; Aspergillaceae. Gene Ontology annotation, biological process: regulation of DNA-templated transcription. Gene Ontology annotation, molecular function: zinc ion binding; DNA-binding transcription factor activity, RNA polymerase II-specific; acetyltransferase activity. The transcript is spliced from 2 exons. The coding region runs from base 1 to 2031 and encodes 676 amino acids.